Messenger RNA from Pipistrellus nathusii (Nathusius's pipistrelle), 828 nucleotides. Lineage: Eukaryota; Metazoa; Chordata; Mammalia; Chiroptera; Vespertilionidae. The record is from the annotation of a GenBank genome assembly.
AUGGGAGGGCUCUGGCGUCCGGGAUGGCGGCGCGUUGCUCUGUGUGGCUGGCGCUGGCGUCCCCUCGGGCGCCCGACCUGCGUGGCGGAGAGGGUUGAGCGGUGGCUCAAGCCGGAGAGGAGUGGGACGGGAGGUGCUGGGACGCCGGGACCGAGGCUGAUCGGGACGUGGAGGCGCUCGAGCCUGGCCCGAGACCUGGCCGUGGCGGCGCGGCGGCCGAAGAGCACGAACCCGCAGGCGCGCGCGCAGGAGGAGGAAUGGAGGCGGCGGAACAAGACCGUCCUCACGUACAUGGCCGCGGCCGCCGUGGGCAUGCUGGGGGCGUCCUAUGCCGCCGUGCCCCUGUAUCGGCUCUACUGCCAGACUACUGGACUUGGAGGAUCAGUAGCAGCAGGGCAUUCGACAGACCAGAUAGAAAACAUGGUGCCUGUUAAGGAUCGCAUCAUUAAAGUCACCUUCAAUGCAGAUGUGCACGCAAGUCUCCAGUGGAACUUUAGACCUCAGCAAACAGAAAUAUAUGUAGUACCUGGAGAGACUGCACUGGCUUUUUAUAAAGCUAAGAAUCCUACUGACAAACCAAUAAUCGGAAUUUCUACAUACAAUGUUGUACCAUUUGAAGCUGGACAGUAUUUCAAUAAAAUACAGUGCUUCUGCUUUGAAGAACAAAGGCUUAAUCCACAAGAGGAAGUAGAUAUGCCAGUGUUUUUCUACAUUGAUCCUGAAUUUGCUGAAGAUCCAAGAAUGGUGAAUGUCGAUCUCAUCACUCUUUCUUAUACUUUUUUUGAAGCAAAGGAGGGCCACCAGUUGCCAAUUCCAGGCUAUAAUUGA